AUGUCUAGAGCGCUGGACGAUGAUGUCAAGAGGGCAAUCAAGCACGGCGACCAUGAGCAGGUGUUCCACAGGAUUGCGGGUGCGCUGACGCAGCGGCUGCCGGACCUGCUGGAGAUUGAACUGCUGGGACGAAGCCACAUGGUGGAUGAGCACACGAUACUGCUGCAGGAUGGACCGGCGAUAGCGGUGCCGAAGCUGCGGUUGGUGCAGGCUUUUCUCCAUGCCCGCGGACUGCUUCAGAAACACGUGGGAGGAAUGCUGGAUGAAACCAGUGAAGACGGGCUUGUUACGAGAGCGACGGCCGUCAUUCUACUCAUGGACCCGGAGCACCUCACCGCGGCCAACACGAGGAAGAGGCUGCUCCAGGAUGUCAUCAAACCGGGUGCCGACGUUGGCUCAAAGCUACAAGACGAGCUGUAUUUCAUAGACAGCCUCCUUACAAGUCGUCUGCAUCGCCAUACGAAGUCGCCCACCCUGUGGAGCCACCGCCAAUGGCUCAUGCAACGAUACCAGCAUCACAACCUCGACAUCGAUCCCACAGACACCAUGAAAAGAGUCAUCUGCAUCGCCGCCGAGCGCCACCCACGCAACUACUACGCAUGGCUUCACGCGCGCUACCUCACCCAAGCCGUCGCCGAAACCACACCCUCUUCCCAAGCGCAACAGCACCUCGCAGGGAUCCUCGACGCCGCGCAGAAAUGGGCCCUCGCGCACCACGACGACGUCUCCGGCUGGGCGUUCCUCAUGUUCCUCCUGGACCGGCACCCGGAGUACGCCGGGCCGGUGGUGGGCGAGGCGACGAGCCGGGCGACGUCGUUUCACUGGCGGAAUGAGUCUGUGUGGUACUUUUUCAGAAACAUUGUCGCGAGGCCGUGGUGCGGCAGGGAUGCAAGGGAGAGGGUUGAGGCUGCGAGGCUGGCGCUGCUGAAGGGCGUGGAGGCGAGGUCGGAGGGGGACAGGGUGUUGCGGCAGGCUUCGAGCUGGAUUGAGGAGUAUUCUACGUGA
Messenger RNA from Trichoderma citrinoviride, 1005 nucleotides. RefSeq lists its product as hypothetical. The record is from RefSeq and is a predicted model, not a curated record. Lineage: Eukaryota; Fungi; Ascomycota; Sordariomycetes; Hypocreales; Hypocreaceae. The coding region runs from base 1 to 1005 and encodes 334 amino acids. Gene Ontology annotation, cellular component: cytoplasm. Gene Ontology annotation, molecular function: protein prenyltransferase activity. The transcript has a single exon. Gene Ontology annotation, biological process: protein prenylation.